Messenger RNA from Gongylonema pulchrum, 525 nucleotides. The record is from the annotation of a GenBank genome assembly. NCBI's taxonomy places the organism in Eukaryota, Metazoa, Nematoda, Chromadorea, Rhabditida, Gongylonematidae.
AUGAUACCUACGAGGAAGAGCACUAUACGGGCAACCUGUGGUGAUGCGCAUACUCAUGGUGUUCGUCAGCAACAGCUGGAAACAAAUACAUCUAGGCAGGUGAAUGGUUGCUUGGACAAGCAUUGCUGUGCGAUGCAUUUGUCAACAGCCUAUUUCACGACACUCACCAUACAAUUUAUCGUCAUCACACAAGCUAUCAUUUUCCUAUUGGUCAAUUAUUUGCGAGGUUUGGAGGAAUACUCGGUGGCAAAUCCCGACUUGAAAGGUAUUCUACGAUUCAACUGUCUUUUGCCACUGGUCAUUGUCCAGGUAUCAUGGCUUUUAAGCGCAGUCGGCUCGAUUUACUCAGUUCAAAGGAUCGCACCGUAUCUGAUGCUUCCUCACCUCUUCACCUCAUUAGUUGUCUUAUUCGCAGCUAUAGCACUUGUUGCUCUAACAAUUUAUCAUCUUAGCAAAGGUAUGUCAAAAUGUCUUCGGAACUUAUCAAGUCGAAAAAAUGAUUCAGAUUUAUUGACAAAAUCCUGA